This is a messenger RNA of Apis florea (little honeybee), 1207 nucleotides long. RefSeq names its product protein RER1. Lineage: Eukaryota; Metazoa; Arthropoda; Insecta; Hymenoptera; Apidae. The record is from RefSeq and is a predicted model, not a curated record. Gene Ontology annotation, cellular component: Golgi membrane. Gene Ontology annotation, biological process: retrograde vesicle-mediated transport, Golgi to endoplasmic reticulum; protein retention in ER lumen.
GCCAUUUUGCUAUAAAUUAUAUUUAUAUAUUCGAUUGUAAUUAUGUGUUCUAAAAAAUUGAAUUGGUAACUUUAAUUUAAAUAUUUUACCAAUCAUAAAUUGAUGUAAAUUAUAUCAUUCGUUACAUAAGAAUCAGAUUUAAUGAUUGUCCGCUUUUAUGACACGAUAGAAAGAUAAGUUGAAACACCUUGCAAAUUCUAUAGUACGUCUAAUCAUAGCAUGCCAUUAAUGUUGUGACGUGUUAUUUUUUUUUAACUAAAUAAACAGCGAAUUAAUCGCGAAGAUUGGCUGAAAACGUACAAAUACCGUAGAAAGGUAAAAUGAUGCAAGAUGAGCAUCUGGGUGGUCCUGCAAGACGAAAUGUUUUUAGUCAAGCAAUAGGAAGAAUAUCACAAUUAUAUCAAAGAUAUUUGGAUCUUUGGACACCUCAUGUAAUGUCAAGAUGGGCAGUUGCUCUUUUUCUGAUAUUGUUUUUCUUGCGUAUAUUUUUGUCAGAAGGAUGGUACAUUGUCACAUAUGCACUAGCAAUUUAUCAUCUAAAUUUAUUCAUAGCAUUCCUUACUCCUAAAAUUGAUCCUGCAAUGGAUUUUGAUGAUGGUGAAGGACCAGAAUUACCUACAAGAUCUAAUGAAGAAUUUAGGCCAUUUAUUAGAAGGUUACCUGAAUUUAAAUUCUGGUAUUCUGUGAUGAAAUCUACAGUUAUUGCUAUGAUAUGUACUAUGUUUGAUUGCUUCAAUGUACCAGUAUUUUGGCCCAUACUUGUUAUGUACUUCAUAACAUUAUUUUGCAUUACUAUGAAGCGUCAAAUAAAGCAUAUGAUCAAAUACAGAUACCUGCCGUUCACUCAUGGAAAACCAAAGUACCAGAAUCACGAGGAUACCUCGAGAGGAAAAUCGUGGCACUAACGAGGAAAAGAAAGAUCCCAAAAUCAGGGAUUAAAAUUCUUAAGUUUCAAAAUUUAAACAACAACGAAUCGACACAAAUUAAUUUUUUUUCCAAAUUAUACGACUUUGUUGCAAAAAAUAAAAAGAGUCAAUUCUCGAUUACAUAAGAUACGUUUGUACAAGUUCUCAGUGAUAGGAAGGAAUAUUGAAAAAACAAGGAUUACACUGAUUUGAUAAUGUACAAACAUGCGAAAUCUGUUAAAUACAAAUUGUAAAUAUCAAUACAUUUGUGAAUAAGCACAAAUAAUAAAUACACGAAACAU